Diceros bicornis minor is the source of this 2441-nucleotide messenger RNA. RefSeq names its product anti-Mullerian hormone (gene AMH). Gene Ontology annotation, biological process: Mullerian duct regression; gonad development. The transcript has 5 exons. The record is from RefSeq and is a predicted model, not a curated record. Gene Ontology annotation, molecular function: growth factor activity. Lineage: Eukaryota; Metazoa; Chordata; Mammalia; Perissodactyla; Rhinocerotidae. The coding region runs from base 631 to 2355 and encodes 574 amino acids.
UGAACCCCAGGGGUGCUCCUCCACCAUGUGCGGGGCUGGCUCAGGGCCAGGUGUCCGUGUGUCCCCAGCAGGACACUGGCCUGGAGGCUGCUGGGGGAGGACAGACCCCGCCAGCCAGCCGUGCCGUGGGUCUGGGGUCUGUCCUCCGGGAGGAGAGUAGAGCGGAGGCUGCCGCUCUUCUUGGGAUUUCCUGCGGCCCCGUGGGCCCCAGGGUGGGGUGAGUGAGCAGGAGAGUGGGGAGCCCCAGCCUGGCCUGCCCACCUGGUGCCCCUCGGGGCCUGGCCCUGUCUGGCACCUCUGCCCUCCUCCAGGCCUGUCCCCCUGCAGCCCGGGAGCUGUUGACGGUCUGGGCCGGUCACUCCCUCUCACAUUCUCACCCAGCUCCAGGGAGAUCGUCAAGGACAGUCUGACAGUCGGGUCACAGGCCACACUUCCUAUCACCCGUGAGGAGAUAGGCAGCUGGGCUGGGACAGAAGGGGCUUUGAGACAGCCGCCCGGCUGCCCAGGCUCCCGGCGGGCGCCAGGCAUUGGCACCCAAGGUCACGUCCCAGGAGAUAGGGCCGCCCUCCCGCACAGACGUUCUGGGCUCAUCAUAUAGGCCGGGCAGCCCGGCCUGUCACAGAACCCAGGAUGCGGGGUCUGCCUCUCUGCUGCCUGGCGCUGGUGCUGGCAGCCACGGGGGCUCUGCUGAGGGCCGGGACCCCCAGAGAACAGGUCGCCAGCACCCCAGCCCUGCCCGGGGAGCCGGCCACGGGCACUGGGGGUCUCAUCUUCCGCCAGGACUGGGACUGGCCCCCCCUGGGCAUCUGGCCACCAGGCAGCCCACGGGAACCCCUGGGGUGCCUGGUGACGCUGGGCAAGGGUGGCAAUGGGAGCAGCGUCCCCCUGCGGGUGGUGGGGGCCCUGAGCGGCUACGAGCAGGCCUUUCUGGAGGCCGUGCGGCGUGCCCACUGGGGCCCCCAUGACCUGGCCACCUUCGGGGUCUGCUCCCCCGGCAACAGGCAGGCCACCCUGCCCCCUCUGCAGCAGCUGCAGGCAUGGCUGGGGGAACCCGGGGGGCGGCAGCUGGUGGUCCUGCACCUGGAGGAAGUGACGUGGGAGCCAACGCCCUCGCUGAGGUUCCAGCAGCCGCCACCUGGAGGAGCUGGUCCCCUGGAGCCGGCGCUGCUGGUGCUAUACCCUGGGCCCGGCCCUGAGGUCACUGUCACAGGCGCCGGGCUGCAGGGGGCCCAGGGCCUCUGCCCGUCCCGGGACACCCGCUACCUGGCGCUGGCCGUGGACCGCCCGGCAGGGGCCUGGCGCGGCCCCGGGCUCGCCCUGACCCUGCGGCCCCGCGGAGACGGUGCCCCCCUGCGUACCACCCAGCUGCAGGCGCUGCUGUUCGGCGCCGACCCCCGCUGCUUCACGCGGAUGACCCCGGUCCUGCUCCUGCUGCAGCAGCCCGGGCGCGCGCCCAUGCCCGCGCACGGCCGUCUAGACACGGUGCCCUUCCCGCCGCCCAGGCCGUCCCCGGAGCCCGAGGAGCCGCCGCCCAGCGCCGACCCCUUCCUGGAGACGCUCACGCGCCUGGUGCGCGCGCUGCGGGGUCCCCCGACCCGGGCCUCGCCGCCACGUCUGGCCCUGGACCCGGGCGCGCUGGCCGGCUUCCCGCAGGGCCUGGUCAACCUGUCGGACCCCGCGGCGCUGGAGCGCCUGCUCGAUGGCGAGGAGCCGCUGCUGCUGCUGCUGCCGCCCGCAGGGGCCACCGCCGGGGACCCCGCGCCCCUGCCGGACCCCGCGUCGGCGCCGUGGGCCGCGGGCCUGGCGCGCCGCGUGGCCGCCGAGCUGCAGGCGGCGGCCGCCGAGCUGCGCAGCCUCCCGGGGCUGCCGCCCGCCGCCGAGCCGCUGCUGGCGCGCCUGCUCGAGCUGUGCCCGGGGAACCCGGGCGGCCCCGGCGGCCCGCUGCGCGCGCUGCUGCUGCUGAAGGCGCUCCAGGGCCUGCGCGCCGAGUGGCGCGGGCGGGAGCAGAGCGGGCGGGCGCAGCGCAGCGCGGGGGCCGGGGCCGUCGACGGGCCGUGCUCGCUGCACGAGCUGCGCGUGGACCUGCGCGCCGAGCGCUCGGUGCUCAUCCCGGAGACGUACCAGGCCAACAACUGCCAGGGCGCGUGCGGCUGGCCGCAGUCCGACCGCAACCCGCGCUACGGCAACCACGUGGUGCUGCUGCUUAAGAUGCAGGCCCGGGGCGCCGCCCUGGCGCGCCCGCCCUGCUGCGUGCCCACGGCCUACGCGGGCAAGCUGCUCAUCACCCUGUCCGAGGAGCACAUCCGCGCGCACCAUGUGCCCAACAUGGUGGCCACCGAGUGCGGCUGCCGGUGACCCCCCCGCCGGGCCCCGAGCAGCGCCCUGCCCAUAUUUAUUCGGACCCCAGUCAUCGCCCCAAUAAAGAGCUGCAAGCACCCAGC